AUGCAGACGCUAGUUUUUUUGUUAUGCCUUGCGGCGGCCGUCUACGGGCAGAUGACGUUCAGUGAUGGUUGGGAGAAGCGGGCACCCUUUUUGGGCAAAACAUCACAUGCUACUACUCCGCAACACCAGUGCAAUGUUCGCUUGCAAGAAAAAAUGAAGGAGAUUCAAGCCCUCUUAACGGCAGCCGAUCUAUCGUAUGAAGCAUGCAUCGAAUCCCUGGCCGCCCCAGCACAACGCCGAUUGAAAGAGAAGAACGACUACAGCUUCAUCCCGCACUCUUCAGCGAGCCAGUACAAAACGGCCCAAGCGAAC
This is a messenger RNA of Mesorhabditis spiculigera, 312 nucleotides long. The record is from the annotation of a GenBank genome assembly. Lineage: Eukaryota; Metazoa; Nematoda; Chromadorea; Rhabditida; Rhabditidae.